Molecule: messenger RNA, 1308 nt
Organism: Helobdella robusta
Lineage: Eukaryota; Metazoa; Annelida; Clitellata; Rhynchobdellida; Glossiphoniidae
Exons: 1
Coding region: 1-1308 (435 amino acids)
Source: RefSeq, a predicted model, not a curated record
AUGUAUAUUGGUUCUGUAGAUAAUGUGAUGACACAAUCUAUCCAACGUAGGGAAGCUAUGAAACGAAUGUAUGAUGAUUUUAUGAAAAAAUCCGUCUGUAGACCAAGUACUUCGUCUAUUCAAAUGAUAGUUUCAACAUCUGGUAGUUCUUCAACUGAUAUACCAGAUGAGGAUGAGAUUCGCGUCAUAGAAACGCCACUUCGAUCUGGCAAAGAAACUCAAAAAAGGAGAGGUCAGUUGCAAAAUUUAGCUUCCGUAUGUGAUAGAACUGGAAUUUCUGAUCGAUCUGCGGUAUUUAUUGUUAACGCUGCCUUGCUUGAUUUGAAUGUUAUUAAUACAGACGAUUCAUCAAAAGUAAUAGACAGAAGCAAAAUACGUCGAGAGCGAAAAAAAGUAAGCAAACAUUUGCAAUAUGCUGACAGCAAUAAAAUUAUUACAGUUAUUUAUUUCGACGGUCGUAAAGACAAUACUUUUGUCAUGACUACUACUAACAAUACAGCACAUCGGAAAACUAUUACUGAGGAGCAUAUUUCUCUCUUAUCAGAGCCAGAUUCUGAAUACAUCGGUCAUUUCUCUAUUGAUUCUGUAAAAUCAAAUACGAUUGAAAAAAGCACUGUUGAUGUUCUUGAAAUGAAAUUUGAAUUUUGUUCUUCCUUGGUGGCAAUGGGAUGCGAUGGCACAGCGGUAAACACGGGACCCAAAAAUGGAGUCAUUGAUUUACUACAAAAACACCUGAAACGACCUUUGCAAUGGUUUGUGUGCCUGUUACACGCAAAUGAAUUACCGUUUCGCCAUUUGUUUUCCAGUCUCGAGGGUACUACAACAGGCUCUAAUAGCUUUUCUGGCAGCAUAGGAAAAAGGCUCGACAACUGUCUCGACUUCAAAGUGGAAGCAUUUGAACCAUUCCCAACAGAAUUGCUAGGCCUGAAUACUGAUUUGCUAAGCAGCGAUCAAAAAUAUAUGUAUCAGAUGUGCUCCGCAAUUUCUCCUGGUACGGUAUCACCAAACUUAGCUAUUAAAGAUCCAGGAAAACUGACACAUCCUCGAUGGCUGACUUGCGCAAACAGGAUUCUUCGGUUAUAUAUUGGAACAGCAAUGGAAAACUUUAAAGAUUUAGCCAAUUUCAUCAUAAAAGUUUACGCACCAACCUGGUUUGAUAUCAAGACAAAAUCAUCUUGUAAAUAUGGUCCAAUUAAUGUGUUCAACAUGGUUAAAAGGUGUUUAUAUUUGCGUGAUGACCUAAAAAACAUUGUCUUUAAAACCGUUCAAAAAAUGCUUUUUUCGCUCAUCCAGAAAAUAUGUUGCUAG